This is a messenger RNA of Chiloscyllium plagiosum (whitespotted bambooshark), 1294 nucleotides long. RefSeq lists its product as uncharacterized. The record is from RefSeq and is a predicted model, not a curated record. Gene Ontology annotation, molecular function: protein binding. NCBI's taxonomy places the organism in Eukaryota, Metazoa, Chordata, Chondrichthyes, Orectolobiformes, Hemiscylliidae.
UCUGAUCCUGCUUCAGCUCAGGCCUGCUAAGCAGUGGUGGGUUUGGGCCUUUCACUGGGACGGUCAAUGCGAGACAGAGCCUGUCAAUGUCCUCAUGGCUCAAGAAAGGAACUGUAGCCUGAGAAUACAUCUGGUGGACACAGGGGAGACCUUCAAAUUGAAGAAGUGUCACAGCAAAAUGACCAUUGGGGAACUGAAGACUAACCUGGAGCUGGUAACUGGAAUCCCUGCCAAUCUGCAAAGGCUCUACUACAUGGAUGAGGGAGAAAUGCCUGACAAUGUUACCUUAAAAUACAACGGUGUCAUCAAAAAUUCAACAAUAACAAUGAAAACCUGGUUUCAAGAUGGCUGGCAGCAGCUGCUACACGCUGCUGCACACAAUGAUAUUAAGAAGUUAAUGGCGCUCGGAGUGACCGAAGACACUGAGUACUCCACUCCAAAUUUCAGGCAACUGGACACCAAACAAAAGGCAGCCUGGAUUGCAGAACGUGCUUUCGUUGCACUCUUUAUUGCUGCUCACAGGGGCCACGUUAGCACUGUCAAUUUUCUUCUGAUGAAUGGUGCUGAUCCAAAAACCAAAACUGCAAGUGGACGCACUGCUCUCCACAUGGCAGUUGUCAUGGCUAGGUCUGAGUGCAUUGACCAGCUACUGCUUCACGGAGCUGAGGCUGAUGACCCUGAUGGUAAUGGCGAGACAUUGAUGAGUCUGGCUCAAAUGACAGGACACCUGGACAACAUCAGCAAGCUCUUCCAAAUCCAAUGGACAAAGCGGACAGCUGGCAUUAAGACCAGUUCCCUCAUGGACAAGUCGGCUCUCUUUGCUCACCAGAAGUAUGACUCCACAUUGGAGACUUGGCGCAAGGGCCCUUAUGGCACGCUCUACCUUGCCAACCUGCUGAAACCGGGUGAGCCACGAGCUGGCACUAUUAGAGAGCAGAGGAACCCAGUCUGGAAAAACCGACCCACCCGUACUGCCAGGCCGGCUGGGCACAGGAAAAGCAGUAAACAAGCCCAAAACCCUAAUCCAAUCGUAGUUAUAGAUAAAGCACAGGAUGACAUAUCACCCACAAAGCCCAGUGAUAGCUGGAAGAAAGAAGCUACUAUCACCGAGGCUGAAAUAAACAACAAGUCCCUCAGGCAAGAUACCUCCUUGUCAGCCAAUGUAAAGUCUAAAGGCAGCAUAACAAAACCUCAAAAAGGUGGGCAGGUCAACCCAUCUUAGCUGAGGUAGAGCGGGAGCAGUGACAGAAUACAGGCAAGGGAGGGAGGAGGGACAUAGUUGGGCAGUGGGUUG